AAUUGAGAAAAAAUAAUUGCAUCUGAAUUUGAUCGGAAAUUUUUUCCACCAGACUAAAAGAUAUUGAUUAUUUACUGUUUCAUCUUCGAUAGAUUGAAUAGAUCUCUAAAAUUGAUAGGAAAUCAAAGAAACCCAAAAAUGUUCUUGUGAGUCGGUUUCCUCUGCCCGCAGCAGACCCUACAUAGGGAAAUGAAGUAUACGCUUUGGAUGGAAAAUUCACACAAAGGCUAAACCAUCCGUGAAAAGUUCAAACACAGUGAAUAGUAAAGAAAACAACAGAUAGGAUUUGGAUCAAGCAGCUUCUGUGUUAUAUUCCACAAAUAUACAACAAACUAAGCGAUAUUAAAUAAUCCUGUGGUAUUUCCGUAGUAUUGUAAAGAAAAGGUAGUUCUAAGGUCGAAAGGGUCGUAUCAUUGUUUUGAUAAGAAGCUCCUGAGAGAAUUGAGAGUUUGCUUGGCGUGUUAGCAAGAGCAAUGAACAUCGAGUUUAAUCGCCUUCGCACCUAUGAUAGAUGGGAAGACGCAGAAUGGACGAUGGACCAUUCAUUCAAUAUGCUAGCGAAGGCUGGGUUCUAUGCUACUGAUCAGUUCUUGGAGGUAAAAUGUAAUUUCUGUGGGAUCACCGUGUUCAUCGGAAACUCGGGUAUUGAUAUUGUCGAUAAACAUCGAGAGUUGAGCCCAAAUUGUGAUUUCCUUUUACAUCCGGAUCGCACAGAUAAUGUGCGUUGCUUCGACGCGAAUGAGCUUAAGCGCGAAGAAUGUCGAUUGGCGACGUUUGCAACAUGGCCAGUAGCUCAUAUCAGUCCUAAUUCGUUGGCUAAAGCUGGUUUGUAUUACACGUACAAUUCGGAUCAAGUAAAGUGUGCUUGGUGCGAGGGAGUGAUUGGUCAGUGGGAAGUGGGUGACGAACCGUUCAGAGAGCAUCAAAAAUUUUUUCCUAACUGUCCAAAAGUUAUGUCCAACAACAUCAGUUUCAACCCAGCAAUAGAUAGCAGCAUUGGAAUACAGCCUGUAAAAAUUCCGCAUGCUUCACAUUUUAGUUCAUUAGAUUCAAGAGUACGGUCAUUUGAAAACUGGACAACGGGUCAUAUUCAGAACCCGGAUCGAUUGGCACAGGCUGGUUUUUAUUAUCUUGGAAGAGCCGACGAGGUUCAUUGCUUUCACUGUGAUGGAGGAUUACGCUUCUGGUUACCGGAUGAUGAUCCCUGGUUUGAACAUGCUAGAUGCUUUCCUAAGUGCCAGUUUGUGCAAUUGGUAAAAGGACAAUUAUUUAUCGAAAAUGUUCAAAGUCAGAUUAAGAACAAUAGCACCCAAGGUCAGCAACAACAGAUGCAAAUAGGCGCUCACACGACAAUCCCCAUGACACUUGAUGAAGCACUCGGUACUGAACCCGUUCAGCUCGCAUUAUCGAUGGGGUUAAAUGCGGGUCGCAUACGUGCUGUUACGAAAAGACAUUUAGAAAGUACUGGCCAACCAUUUCUAGAAUCACAGGCAUUAAUCGAAGCUGUCCUCGAUGGUCAAAUACAGGAUGAAGAAUUGGAACCGACUAGUUCAUCUAGAAUGGAUCGCCGCAUUGAAAAUGAAGUAUCCCGUUUACUUUGGUCGGCAAUAUCUUCUUCUACAGCACCGAAUCUCUCAUCUUUCAACUCGACAUUCUCAACUCCCUCGCCAUCGUCCGAUGCUGCUCCUGGUUCCAGUGCCACAUCGGAUGAUACUGAAACCCUUGCCGCUCCGAGAGAAAUACCUACCUCUAGAAUAGUCAACUCCACUGCAACAGCAGAAUGCAAAAGCGUACCUGAAUCGAUGGCACAGAUGGCCAUGACAACCAGUUCUAUGACUGAAUCGGAAGGCCUCGGGGAUGAUAAAACGCUAAGACUGGAGGAAGAAAAUAAACGCUUGAAGGAUGCUCGUGAAUGCAAAAUCUGUAUGGCAGACGAAGUGGGUGUUGUAUUUUGUCCUUGUGGUCAUCUAGUUUCCUGCGUACAAUGCGCUCCUGCGGUUACAAAUUGUCCUGUGUGUCGGGCUGUCAUCAAGGCACGAGUUCGUACUUUCCUGUCGUAAACUGCUUUUAUAAUGCUGAAAAGUAACGUUGUUGGGAAUCAUGCACAAAACUAUCAAUAAGGCUCGGUUUUACCUAAUGGGUGCACAUUAAUGUGCAAUCGACGCAGAGCAAUUAUUCGUAUAAGCAUGUAUGGAUGAAUACAUCAUAGCUGCUCAUUUGCGUUGAUAGAUUUUUGUCCAGUAAAAUUUAAUUAAUCCACCAACAGAUUCUUCCAUGUACGUAGCAGAAUAGCGAACGGGUCAUGUUAGUGGAGAAAGAGAUCUCUACUCACAGUCCUUAUCAGUGAAUAUUUUAGUUAAUAGAACAAAAGGAAUAUUGAAAUUGAAACAAAAAAGUUUUCUUGAAGAAACAGAUUUAUCAAAAAAUGGUGAUACAGAGUAGUGUAUCGUAAGUUUUGGAUGGCGUGGUGUGACCUACGAAAAGUUGGACAUCGUUCUUUUCGAAUGUAUUGUCUACAUAGUAUUAAUGUUAGUUAAUAAAUUGCAAAUAUAACACAAUAUUGCAAAAACAAGU
Malaya genurostris is the source of this 2574-nucleotide messenger RNA. RefSeq names its product death-associated inhibitor of apoptosis 2 (gene Diap2). Gene Ontology annotation, biological process: regulation of cell cycle; positive regulation of protein ubiquitination; negative regulation of apoptotic process. NCBI's taxonomy places the organism in Eukaryota, Metazoa, Arthropoda, Insecta, Diptera, Culicidae. The record is from RefSeq and is a predicted model, not a curated record. Gene Ontology annotation, cellular component: cytoplasm; nucleus. The transcript has 3 exons. Gene Ontology annotation, molecular function: cysteine-type endopeptidase inhibitor activity involved in apoptotic process; ubiquitin protein ligase activity. The coding region runs from base 474 to 2060 and encodes 528 amino acids.